AUGGAUUAAAUUUGUGAAGAAAAUAUUUAAGAAGUUAGAGACUUCAUUUAGCCAUAACUUUUGCCUAAAAUGUAAACAAAGUCUACUUCUCUAAGCCCGAUGCAUAAAAGAAUGCUAAAGGGUAUAAAACCUAUUUAAGAAUAAGAUGUACCAUAAUUGAAUCUAAGAUUAGUAGGAUCAACAUCGAAUACAAAUAGCUUGAAUCAUAUUGAAACAUCCCGAAACUACUCCAAAGAUAGUUAAAAAAAAUAUAUUAACUAGCUAAACUACUUAUCAAAAGAUGGAAAUUUUACAGCCAGAAACAAUUAUAAUGCUCAUUUUUCUUCAACGAAAGGGUCAUAAUGGUAAGAAGCAUAUAGUCCUACUGAAACAUUUACUAAAAUGAUUGCAAGAAGAACUAAAAAAUAGACUACUUUAAAUAACUUUAUUACUCCUCAAAACAGAACAAACAUAGGAUUUGAGCAAUCUGCUAGCUUAAACUAAAUUCGUAGUUCUGCUUACUUGCAAGAUUAACCUGAUAGUGCCUAAGAAAGAGGCAAAAAUAUGAAUUUAAAGAAUCUUGAAAUUUUAAGUGCUAGAAAUAGGAGUUCUGAAGCUAACAUUCGAUUAUUAAGAACUAGACAGAGUUCUUAAGCUGAUAUAUCAAAAUAUACAGCAUAAUAAAAUAGCUAAAUUAUUCAAUCAUUGACCUACUUAGAUGAAUACGAAUCUAAAAACCUUUUAAAAGAAACUAAAGUAGAGUAAAAAAAUCAUCAUUUUGAACUAAUUAAAGAAUUAUUUAAGGAAAUAUACCCUGAAUAUUAAACUUUAAGAUUAGGUCAAAAACUUCAUAUUUAGCUAUUAUUUGGAGAGUCUAAGUUAAUUAAAAUAAAGACUAUUGAUAAAAACUUUCCUAUUGUUCUGAGAACUUUUAUUAAUAGUGGAUAUUACACUAUUUACUUUAGUAAAAAAUACCAUUUAAAUAAACCUCCAGAUCACUUUCAGCAUGAUUACAUGAUGUAGCAAACAGAUAAAACUAUUAUACUAUAUGAAGGUAUAAAUCAUUCAGAAGAAAUUAAAUACAUUUUCAUGCAUGUAUCUUCUUAGACUAAUUGUGAAAUAGAACUAAUAGCUCAAACUCAAAAGUACAAAGAAGAUAUUAUUCAUUAGAAUGGAUCAGCAAAAGUUUUGAAACAAAAAAAUUUUAUUUAAUUUACUUCGAAUGAUAAAAUAUUCAAAAUGGAAAUUGCUGAAAUAAUUAAAAGAAGAAGAGAAAAGAGCUUAAAAAUGUGUAAAAACAAAGAUUUCGUUAAAAUAAAUUAAGAAGUUGCAGUUGAUUAUAAAAAUUAAAUCUAAUAAAAAGCAGUCAUAGAUAAUAAAAUGAAGGCUGAAAAAAUUGCACAAGCUUAAAAAAAGCAAUAGGAAUUGUUUGAGCAAAAAUUUGAAAAAAAUCUCUAAUGGCUUGCAAAAAAUGAAAUUAAAAAGCAAGAGAGAUUGAAAAUUGAAGAAAAAUAGUCUAAAUUGAAGUUCUAUAAAACAUGGAUAACAAUUCUGCAUUUGCCUAAAAUUUUUUAAGAUUUAAGAUUAAUUAUUUUUAAAAAUAAAAUGUGGAAUAUCAAAAUACAAAGAGCUAAAGAUUUACUCAAUAAAUUUUUCAAAGAUGUUUUAAUUAAAUUAAGAUCUAAAACUGUUUAACAAAAGAUGUUAAUGUACUCCACUAUAGCAUUGAAUGUUAGAGCUAAAUUGAUUUUAUAAAAAGCAAAAAAAUAAAGUGGUUUUAUUUUGUAAAAAUUUUUAUUUAAAUCCUCUGAGACUUGGUUGCUACAAAAAAAGAUAGAGCUAUACAAAUAGAAAGUCAGAUUUAUUUAGUCUUGGUAUAGAGAGCUUUAUUCAAAAAGAACAGAUUAUUUAAAUAUUCUUUGGAAUGAUACAUGCAAUAAUAUCAUGAUAAACGAGAAAUUGAGCAAAUAAAACGGUAAAAAAGAAUCAACUGCAAAAUUAAUUAAAAGAGUAAGCAUGCUAAUUAAGCAAAAUGACCCACUACUUAAUGAUGGAAACGCUAAAAACUAUAAUGUAUAAAUUCGUAUCUCAACUAUUAACAAUGAAUAAAAAAAGGCCAGUUUGAAAUUCUUUAGAAGAUGCCUGAUUGAAAGGAGAGUUCUUAUGCAAAAAAUAAAAUUAGGAUUAGUUCAUUUAAAUAAUGAUAUUGUUGAGCAAUCUAAUUUAGUUAAUUCCUAUCAAUCUUCUUAGAUGAGUCCACUUUCUCCUUUAGAAAAUUUAAAUAACUCUUAGAGCGAAUCGAAUUUAUCUGGUAAUCCAUUAAAAUCAAAAAAAUCAGCCACAUUCUUCCCAAGUCCUCCUGUUUCUCCUCUUAAAGCAGGGAAAGAACUUUAAAAAAUAACUGAACUAAAAAUAAUUAAUAUAAAAAAAGUAAGAAAGUCUAAGACUUCAUAAAAAUCUCCUAAUUAAAAAAAUUAAGCAAACAAUGGCGUAUUUGAUUUUGCAAGCAGUUAAGACUUCAUAAAUGCCAAAAUAAAUGUAGAAAAGUUUAAUAAUUUUUCUAUAAAUCCUUAUUUUAUGACUGAUUUAUCUCUGCAAGAUAAAGACAGAUUUUUAUUCUACCCAACUUAGCCUCUAUCUUUUUUAGACACAAUUAAAGAAUGUUUGUUUACAAGAAAAAGCAAAGAUAUUUAUGUAAUAAAAGAAGAUGAUGAAAAUAAUUUAUUGCAAGUAGUAAAUAAAAAUAAAGAUUAAGUCCAAUAACAAGGAAAUCGUAUGAAUUUCUUUUAAAAUAAGCUCAAUAAACUUCAAUUAUAAUCAGUAAAUAAAAAGAAUACUUUAGAUAUUAAAGUAUUAACAUUUUAAAAUAUUGCUGUUGCAGAAUAAAUUCUUUUUAAAAAGUUAAUUUUAGAUGCAAGCGAGCAAUUAAAAGAUUUUAAAGGAUGGAAAUAAUGA
Molecule: messenger RNA, 2934 nt
Organism: Tetrahymena thermophila SB210
Lineage: Eukaryota; Ciliophora; Oligohymenophorea; Hymenostomatida; Tetrahymenidae
Exons: 8
Source: RefSeq, a predicted model, not a curated record